Messenger RNA from Mycetomoellerius zeteki, 2715 nucleotides. RefSeq names its product targeting protein for Xklp2 homolog. The record is from RefSeq and is a predicted model, not a curated record. Gene Ontology annotation, cellular component: spindle; microtubule. Gene Ontology annotation, biological process: activation of protein kinase activity; regulation of mitotic spindle organization. The transcript has 2 exons. Lineage: Eukaryota; Metazoa; Arthropoda; Insecta; Hymenoptera; Formicidae. The coding region runs from base 410 to 2638 and encodes 742 amino acids.
AUGCGCGAAACUUCGGACCCGGCUAGCAACAACGCAGCCAAUCCGGACGAAGCAUGGAAAGAUUCAAACUUGAACGAGUGAAACGUACGUUUGAUUUCGUCGUUGGCUGUUCUCGAGGAACGUUCUCUGGUAUUUCGCUCUGUCCCGCCUUUAAAAGUUCAAUUGAAUAUCGAGUGUACGAGCUAAAAGUAAGGUCAGAGAUCGCAGGGAGAAGAAGUUUUAGAUACACGAGUUCUCUUGUGUGAGAAAUAAACAAGAGACGUAAAUAACUGACAUAAAUAGUUACAUAUUAUUAUUAGCUACUGUUGGAUGGCAUUUAUAUUUUGACUUAUAGUGAUUAUUUUUCUCUUUAUGACUUGAUACCAGCAUAUUUUGCGUACACGCUAUAUAUAUCUUACUGAUUGACACAAUGGAGGACCUUGAUCUGCAAGCACCACAAUGGAUAGAUUUUACUGAAACUCAUAGUCCAAUGAGGACGCAGGAUUUCUUCGAAAAAUCACACUCAAUUCACGAACGUAUAGAGGAUCUUUGUGACUCUACUUCUGAGAAUAUGGAGAAUAUUCGGUUCACGUCUAACACAAAUGUCAUAUGUGCUAGCACAGAGGUGCAAGCAGACUUAGAAAUUAUAAAGAGUACUCCUAUCAAAAUAGCUUCCCCGAAACAUGGUAACAAUGAGGAACUAGAAGAGACUACUUAUGAUCAAGUACUCAGCGACGCGAUGAGGCAACUGGAGCUCUGUAAAAAGCCACUUAAAAAAACUCGAGAAGCACUGAAUAAAACUACCCAGGAGUCGACUAUUUUUAUAACACCAAAUGUGCCUAAAACCAUUAAAUCAUCUAAAAUCGCCUGUCGUAGUGUAUCGAAUAAAUACAUUCAAACAAAAGUGGUUAAAAAUAUCUGUAUUUUAGGCACUGACAUGUCUGAAAAUGCAAAAGGAACAUCGGUUAGUCAUGCCGUGUUUAAGCCUGAAAAUCACACUGAGAAUGAUCUAGUAGAAAAUUCUAAAGAUAAGGAAGACAAACAAGGCAAGGAGGAAGACAAUAAGGAAUAUAAUGAAAAACAUGAAAAAAAUAUUGAAAAAUGUAACGAGGCAGACAAUAAGGAACACAACGAGGAAGAUGACAAAGAGCAGCAAGAUGAAUCAAAAGAAUCGUCUGACAAGAAGAAAACCAAGGGAGAGGACAGUCAAGAUUAUGUGGACGCUACGAUCGAGUUAGGCAAUCGAACACAUUCUUCGAAUAAACAUUCAGUUCUUACCUGGUACAAUCAUAGACGAAGCUUACAGAAACGUAGAACGUCAGUCAACAAGAAAUACGUCAGCCUAGCGGAAGCAGUAUCACGCUUCCAAAACGAGACGCCCAAGCGUUUCCACACCAGAAGCAAUAAGGUGAAUAAUACUAGUAUGCCACUGUCAAAGACGAUGCAGAACCGUUUAAAACCAACGAUACCGAUUUCACCAGCGCUCAUAUCGAAGAACAGGUCGCGUCCUGUUACUGUGCUGAGCCGAGAAGAGCGCGAGAAAUUGGAAAUGGAAGAGAUGAAGAAACAUCAGAUAAAAGCCAAUCCGAUACCACCUAAUGUACUGCGUGGCUCACGAGUAAUAAAGAAAUCGACGGCAGCCGCGCAUAAUUCUAUGUCUGAAUCCAAUGGGAAAAUUCAUGCUGCAAACUUGUCUCAACUCAACAAAAGUCCAUUGUCACAUCGCGAUAAAGCGUCAUACGGUCCGAAGAAUGUCACGAAGUUGCUGGUGACCGAUCCCUCAGGUCUUGUUGUAGAACACGAGGAGAUAACAUUCUUUGGAGUACCAAAAGACAUCAGUAUAACGAAAAAUGUGACACGCAUCGUACCGUUUAGCUUCGAGGCGCGCAAUAAGGAUCUACAGAUAAAAAAGGAGCAACGGCUGAAGGAUCUGCAAGAAGCCGGUAAAACAAAGACUGAAUUCCAUGCCAGACCAGUGCCAAAUUUCUCGAAGCCACCAACACCACCGGCCAAACAGCAGCAGCAGCAGAAUAGAUCAAAGAAAUCGAUCUUACCUUGUCCAUUCAGCUUUGAUAAUCGGGACAAGAAAGUGUCUGAAAAAAAGGAGCAUUUGGUGAAACAACUGCUCGAAAAGGAUAAGCAAGCGCGUGUAUUCCGCGCGAAUCCAGUACCAGUCUUCAAACCCGUAAUGGUUCGUGGUAGAUCCAAAGAGAAUCUUUCAAUGAAGAACAAGAGUGUGAAGAUCGUAAGCGAGCAAGUGGAAGAUCAGGAAAACAAAGAGCCGAAUAUUGAUUCUUUAAAGGCAAAGAGAACGAAUAUAGAGAAAGCGAAGAACACAGUUUGCACUGUUGAUAAACAGAAAGCACCAUUGAAAGCCUAUCCGCUAAAAUUAAACACUGAUAAACGGGCGAAAGAACGAUGCGAGUUUAACGAGAAGAUAAGGCGCAAGGAAAUGGAAGAGGAGACAAAGCGUCAGGAAGCAGAAAAGAAAAGAUUCGAAUCUGAGAAAUUAAUGAAAACAGAACUCCGCAAGUUAACGGAGAUGAAAGCGAGACCGAUGCCAAUGUACAAAGUGCCAUUUAUUCUUAAAGCGACAAAAAAGCUGACCGAUCCGCAAAGUCCUGCAUUUGCGAGUAAACUCAAAUCGAAGCAAAUAUGAACGUGAUACAUUGAUUAGAGUAUUUCGGUUGAAAAAAAUUUAUAUAAUAUUGUGACUCGCUUGUAUAUUUAUAUAAA